AUGCGCAUCGCCAUGUACAUCUUCGCCGUGUUUGUCGCCGCGCUGUGCGUCUCUCUCGCCGCGGGGGAGAACGCUUUCUCGCUCGAGGUGACUCAGAAACAAGCCGGCGAGAGUGACUAUCUCACGGCCUGGGCCGCCGCGCAUCGCAAGUGGGGGAAGGGCGUCCCCAAGGGCGCCGCCGAGAUGCUCUCUCUCGCUGAUGGGGGCGAGAGUCGCGUCGAUGCUCUGCCCUUGGUCCAUGACAAAGCGUACGUUGCCGAGAUCGAGGUCGGAACUCCGCCGCAGAAGGUCAAGGUGCUUCUCGAUACCGGCUCAUCGGAUGUCUGGGUCCAGUCCACAGACACCAAUUACCGCGUCAACAAGCAAGGGCCGUACGCUCCGAGAUACAACCCCAAGAUCUCUAACACGUCGCAUGUUAUCAAGGAUGCCAUGUGGAAUAUCGAAUACGCGGACGCCAGCAACGCUGUCGGCAUCGUCUAUAAGGACACUCUCCGCAUGGGCGACUUCGCCAUCAAAGAUGCAAUCAUCCAGUCUGCCUCGAUUGUUUCAGACAGCUUCGAGAAGGAAACAGGUUUCAGUGGCAUCAUGGGCCUGGCCAAGCUGCUGGACAACAACAUCCAGCCACCUCAGCCAUCAUUCCUCUCAGUCCUCCAGAAGCAGCUCAAGGCGCCUGUUUUCACGGUCGAUGUUCGCAAGAACGCAACGAGCCGAUUCGACUUUGGUCGCGUGGACCAGACUCUCGCCUCGGAUAACAUCACCUGGCUGGACACCGACCCGACGAGCCCCAUGUGGAGCGUCGAGUUCGACCUCACCGCUUGGACUGGCAACGACUUCUGGUUGGCCCAUAAAUUUCAGGCUAUCAUCGAUACGGGGACGUCGCUCAUGUUCCUCCCGGAGCCGCUAGCCAGCAUGUAUUGGGAGAAGAUACCCGGCGUGGACAGCUCGGCCGGCUCAUAUCGAUUUCCCUGCAACUUGACGGAUAGCCUUCCCGACCUGCUGCUGAAGCUUCCCGGCACCGAGCACGUACUCGUCAUCCCGGGCCAGUAUCUCAACUAUGGAGCGGCCGGCGGCGAGAAGAACCUGUGCUGGGGAGGCAUGCAGAGUGCCGGCCAGCUGGACGGCGUCAUCAUCAUGGGCGACGUGAUGCUCAAGGCCUUGUUCGUCGCCUUUGACGUGGAGAAGGGCCGCGUGGGUUUCGCCAACAAGGUUCUGCAUGAUGUGAAGUAG
Purpureocillium takamizusanense is the source of this 1227-nucleotide messenger RNA. RefSeq lists its product as uncharacterized. Gene Ontology annotation, biological process: proteolysis. The transcript is spliced from 4 exons. The record is from RefSeq and is a predicted model, not a curated record. Gene Ontology annotation, molecular function: aspartic-type endopeptidase activity. The coding region runs from base 1 to 1227 and encodes 408 amino acids. Lineage: Eukaryota; Fungi; Ascomycota; Sordariomycetes; Hypocreales; Ophiocordycipitaceae.